This is a messenger RNA of Plasmopara halstedii, 1149 nucleotides long. Its product is annotated as dus-domain-containing protein. The transcript is spliced from 5 exons. NCBI's taxonomy places the organism in Eukaryota, Oomycota, Peronosporomycetes, Peronosporales, Peronosporaceae. Gene Ontology annotation, molecular function: flavin adenine dinucleotide binding; tRNA dihydrouridine synthase activity. Gene Ontology annotation, biological process: tRNA dihydrouridine synthesis. The record is from RefSeq and is a predicted model, not a curated record. The coding region runs from base 1 to 1149 and encodes 382 amino acids.
AUGUCUUCCGUAUCACGCUUGUCCAUUGCGCCCAUGAUGGACUGGACAGACCGUCACUAUCGCUUUAUGAUGCGCAUGAUUACCAAGGAAACGCUUCUGUUCACAGAAAUGAUAGUAGACCAAACUUUGCUGCAUCAAAAACGGAAUCUUGAAUACUUCCUAGGCCAUGACGCUGUCGAAGCACCACUCGCGCUACAGCUGGGCGGCAAUAGUAUUAAAGACCUAGGUGCCGCAGCGCAUUUAAGCCAGUCGUACGGCGGAUUUUGUGAGAUCAAUUUGAACACGGGAUGCCCGAGUGCGCUUGUAUCUAGCCGCUGUUUUGGAGCCCGCCUGAUGCUUGAACCGGAACGUGUGCGGGACAUAUGUAUCAGUAUGCGGCGCAAUAUAGCGCUGGCAGCUGAGAAGAAUCCGGACCACCCGCCAGCGGAGGUCACUGUCAAAUGUCGAAUCGGUGUGGAUGAUUGUGAUAGCUAUGAAGAGCUACAUCAUUAUGUAACCAUGGUGGCUAGUGCGGGUGUACGCCACAUUAUAGUGCAUGCACGCAAAUGUUUACUUAAGGGUCUGAGUCCGAAGGAGAAUCGUACAGUUCCCCCGCUACGGUACGACGUCGUAUACCGACUGAAGCAGGAUUUCCCCGAGUUGUAUUUCACGCUGAAUGGAGGUGUACAGAGCAUCCAGCAUGCAAGAGAGCUGCUAAAUAGUACAAAUGUAGACGGAAUAAUGAUUGGACGGGCAGCGUACAACAGUCCGUGGAAUUUUCGUGAUGCUGAUCGGCUAAUAUUUAAUGCAGACCGUAACCCGAAUCUGUCGCGCCGCGAAAUUAUCCAGAAAUAUCUAGAAUACGCUGAGAACCUACAGGAUAAAUGGGGAUCAUCUAAACCGUUAAGCGAACUUCCGUACACGAUGGCCACGUCCGCGCUGAUGAAGCCACUUUUGACUCUCUUCAAUGGUGAGAUUGGCGGCAAGGCAUUUAAACGUGAAAUUUCAGCGCAAUGGGCAAGAAAGGGCCAGCGACCUGAGCUACGAGAGAUGGUCGAGAAUGCUCUUAAGGUAAUUCCAGUUGAAGUUCUUGACGCGCGCGUCGAAGACGAACUUUUACAGUCCUCUGAGAUAGCUAGGCUAAACGAAAAAUCAAAACAGAAUAUAUAA